Molecule: messenger RNA, 932 nt
Organism: Corticium candelabrum
Lineage: Eukaryota; Metazoa; Porifera; Homoscleromorpha; Homosclerophorida; Plakinidae
Product: nucleoside diphosphate-linked moiety X motif 6-like
Exons: 6
Coding region: 174-854 (226 amino acids)
Molecular function (GO): NADH pyrophosphatase activity; NAD binding; ADP-ribose diphosphatase activity
Source: RefSeq, a predicted model, not a curated record
UGCUACGUGGGCGAGGUUGCGUGCGACUGCUCUGCAGUCUGUCGAGAGCUGUGUUGCCAUACGCAAGAGGACGCUUUAACAACGCAGUUGUCGAUCUGGAGAAAUGUUCUGUAUCUCCUGUCGAGUUUAGGGGCCUCCUUGCAGCAUCUGUUAGUCACUGGAGAGAGAAGAGCAUGCCAGCAGCAUGGCUGAAAGUGCCUAUAGAGCAAAGUGGUUUUAUAUCAGAUGCUGCAUCGUUGGGUUUCUGUUAUCAUCAUGCUGUCGAUAACCAUGCGAUGUUGGUUCAGUGGCUGCAAGAGGGGAAGACGAGAAUUGCAGACUAUGCUUCACAUCAAGUGGGCGUCUGUGGAGUUGUGCUAAAGGAAGACACACAAGAAAUUCUUGUGACGAAGGACAGACACAAGAUUAGUAAAUGGAAGUUUCCAGGAGGACUAUCUGACUAUGCUGAAGAUAUUGCUGACACUGCUGUUCGGGAAGUUAGGGAGGAAACAGGUAUCAAGACAGAGUUUCGGUCUCUACUUGCUAUCCGACAGCAACAUCAUCAGCCUCAUGCGUUUGAUUGCUCUGAUUUGUACUUUGUGUGUCGUCUCUCGCCUCUUUCUUUUGCCAUAUCCCCGUGUGAGCAUGAAAUUCUCGAGUGCUGUUGGAUGAAUAUUGACUACCUGGCAACUAGCAAGGAAGCAACACUGCUGACAGAGCGGGUGACUGGUCUCUUACUUCAUGGGUUGAAACAUGGAUUUGAGUCGAUUGAUUUACAAAUGGAUGAGUUGCCAGCAGUGUAUGAUGGUUUGACAUAUAAAUUGUUUAGUAGAAACGUUGAAUACCAACAGUAUAUGAACAAAACGCUGGGAUAGUCGAUGUCGGUCGAGGAAUGCAGACAAGACCAUAACUACUAAUUUUUUAACCAUAUUCAUUUGCUGAUUUUUGCCAUU